AUGACCCUCAUGGCCGUGGCAGCGGACUCUGUCCAACCCGACGCCCAGAUCACCCUGGGAGCCAUGGCAGACCAAGACCCCAACACCCACCGCCAGGGCAGCAUGAAGCGUCGCCAGUUCGGUAUUUAUGCUUCAAGGCGGUCCCAUUCGAAACCUAUCUCUACUUCUGACGUUCCAGAGCGUCACGAGUCCGAGUUCCCAGCAGCCCACCCACAACCCUUGCCCACGUCUCCUCCGCGCUGGGACUCGCUGGCCAACAGCUCCGGCAAUUUUGUAAUGCAACAAAACUCGAUCAACUCCCACGUGCAGCCGCUCUCUCCUCGACGUCCUGCCUAUGAUUCUGAUCGCCACUACCCCUCCUCACCUACGUUCCGCUCGCUGGCUCCGAGUCCGAGCCAUGAUCUCGAAGACGACUUGAGUGCCGACGAAUGGACCAGCAGAGCCGUCGCUCGCUCGAUUAGAUCCCCGAUACCCUACGACGACGACGACGACCGUUCCUCGAUAGAUACCAUGCAGGUCGACAACUUCUCCCGUCCGAGAAGGCCUAGCAUCAAGCAGCCCCUCCAAGACUCCUACCACUCGCGAGCCGCCCGGUCUCCUUCAGAACCGCGCUCUGACCCCAACUCGCAUCAGCAUGCAUGGCCGCGGCCCCGGGGUCAGUCGGGAUCCUCUGCAAAGUCGGCCUCGACGUUUGCCUCGAUCCCGACCGCAGGGAGCGACCACUACGAACCCCGCGCUCCGUCUCGUUUGCGAAGUGCACCGCCUCCGUCAGGCCUUGCCCGUCCUCCGUUGGCGUAUGGCCGUGUAGAUAGCUCGAGUUCCGGCCUGUCGGUGCACACCCGCGAGGCGCCGUGGAUGAGUGGGGAAGACGAGAUGAGGUCGAGCUACCGAUCUCAAAUGACUGCGUCGAGUGCACAGGGAACGUACGUGACGGAAAGAAGCAGUGUUCUCACCAAGAAUAGCUCAAUCCCAUCGCUGUACGCUAACGGGGAGGAGCUUAGUGUCGAAGACGUUAUGGGUAUGUACGAGAAGGGCUUCCGAGACGACUCCAGCCCCGAAGACAACGACGACGUCCGUCCAGUCCCGGCCGCCGAGAUCAACAAGCGGAACACCAGAAUGCUGGAAGCGCUGAGCGAACCACGACCGGCACAUGCCAACUCUUUGACCAUCCCGGCACCUGAUACGAUUGUCCGUGAAUCGACGGCCAUGUUCAACAUCGCUGGGCACCCGGCCUCUCUGCCGAAAGAUCUCGGCUUGCUCGACCAUGAUCAGAAGGCGGACGAAAAGGAGGAGAAGGAAAAGCGAGACUCUGCAAAGUCUAUCCAAAGCGACACGCCGGCCACAUCCCCGCAGCUGGGCAGUCUUUCGGCCUCUUCGGUACAGACGGCCGUGGAGCCUGAGCCGGUCGAAAUCGAAGAACCGGGAGCACGAGAUCGGUAUGGCUUCAAAAAGGCCAAUCAGUAUAUCACCAGACAGCAGUACGACGCCUGGGACAAGGGUUACUCUGAGUACCUCGAUCGGCGGCGGAAGAAGUGGACAGCCUUUUUGCGAGAGAACGAGCUCAUCACGAACCACCCUGAACGAUUUCCUCCCCAUAGUGCCAAGGCCAAGCGGUUCGUUCGCAAAGGAAUCCCUCCCGAAUGGAGAGGGGCGGCCUGGUUUUACUACGCAGGUGGCCCUGCCAUCCUGGCAAAGCACGCGGGCCUCUACGAUACCUUGCUGGAAAAGAAGGCCAAAGACGUCGAUGUAGAGGCCAUCGAGCGAGACCUCCAUCGGACGUUCCCCGACAACGUGAAGUUUAAGCCUGCGAACAUGGCAUCGAAGCCCAACACGGAACCUGUGCGAGAUGGCCAGCCAACGGAGGACGAAGGUGGGGAUAAGAACGAGCCCGAGAUCAUCUCGUCUCUCAGAAGAGUGCUCCAUGCCUUUGCCAUUUACAACCCACGUAUCGGCUACUGCCAGAGUCUCAACUUCUUGGCAGGUUUACUGCUCUUAUUUCUGGACUCGGAAGAAAAGGCCUUCUGGCUUCUUAACGUCAUUACCCGUGUGUACCUGCCUGGCACACACGAAAUGAGCCUCGAAGGCUCCAAAGUGGACCUUGGUGUCUUGAUGAACGCCAUCAGGGAGUCCAUGCCCGCCGUGUGGGCCAAGAUUGGCGACGAUAUGGAGGGUGACCCGAAUGCGGCGCGGCCGGCAAAACCAGUAAAGAAGCCGAGGUCGAGGAGAAAAAACCAACCCAGCAUUUCGUCCAACCGACUUCCUCCCAUUACACUCUGCAUGACGGCCUGGUUCAUGAGCUGCUUCAUCGGCACUCUGCCCAUUGAGAGCACGCUACGCGUUUGGGACGUCAUCUUUUACGAAGGGUCCAAGACGCUGUUUCGCAUUGCCCUGGCCAUCUUCAAACUGGGCGAAAACGAGGUUCGAUCCAUUACGGAUCCCAUGGAGAUGUUUUCCGUCAUCCAAGCAAUGCCUCGCCGGCUGCUAGACGCAAAUGCCCUCAUGGAAGCCUGCUUCAAGCGUCGUAAUGGGUUUGGUCACCUCAGCCAGGUAACGAUCGACACGCAGCGGGAAGAGAGGCGUGUCAAGGUCCAGACGGAGCACCAGAGAGCCGCCACGUACGCUGCCGGCACGGCGACCGGCCGUAACGCUAUCGCGGACGAAGGAGAGGUUCGUAGGAAAGGCACCCUCUUCGGACGUAGGAAGUCGGGUAGAUCAGCAGAGGUCAUGUGA
Messenger RNA from Colletotrichum spaethianum, 2730 nucleotides. Its product is annotated as GTPase-activating protein gyp3. The record is from RefSeq and is a predicted model, not a curated record. The transcript has a single exon. Lineage: Eukaryota; Fungi; Ascomycota; Sordariomycetes; Glomerellales; Glomerellaceae. The coding region runs from base 1 to 2730 and encodes 909 amino acids.